GUGUGCCGCCCGCGUCGUUCGCGACUACCGCAGCCGCCGCCGUCCAAGUGUACGCGCGCGCGUCUUUUUCGCCACCGCUCGCCGUAAUCAGUUCCACGUCGCGAUCCUUUUUUUUUCCUUUCGCCUUCCCCCCGAACACCCACCGUUUACCCUGCGCCGUCUCGCGCCGUACCGAAAGCGUCCUGGUUUCGGUUUUUCCUGAACCUGUAACCGUCCAUUUCCGUCACCGUGUUUUUCGUUUCGCGCUUGCGUCGGCCGACCACUGUCGUCGUACUCGACAUAUCGUGCCUGUGCGUGUCCUCUCGACCGCGUGUGCGUUUUUUUUUAAAUUUUUUUUUUUUUUUACCUCAUCAACUCGUUCUCGUAUUUCUACCGACCGACAGAUCUAUGGUCGUAAGAUCGUCAUAAGCACUAGCUGGUCGGAAUAUCAAUUUCUCUUCGCCAAACCGCCGUCGGUACACACCGUCGUGUAUGGAUCACUCGGAGACGACCGUGUUUUGAGGCCUUUUGCUGCAAUAUUUUUGCGAUGAGGCAUUCUGUAGUCGGUGAUGUAGACAAAUCUGGAUACCGACGAACUAGUUGCAAUCAUGGCUUGUUGGCCAGAAGCAGUUCGGACUCGGAUCUAGCCGUAGUGACGGGAGGCUAUCCUGGUAGCUUGGAUGUUGAAGCAUACGAGGAGGAAGAAGAGGAUGACGAGGAUUCCGAGGAUAAUAGGGACGAUGAAGAUGAUUGUAUGGACGCAGAACACAAUCAAAGAGAACAAUUGCCGUAUCCAGGAUUCGUACCCGUAGCUAUGAAAUAUCUGGACCAAAAUUCCAGGCCUCGAAAUUGGUGUUUGGCUAUGAUCACUAAUCCGUGGUUUGAGAGGGCUAGUAUGCUGGUCAUAUUGCUUAACUGCAUCACGCUGGGCAUGUACCAACCGUGCGUGGAUGAUCAGUGCAUAUCCAGGAGGUGCAGAAUACUGCAGGUUUUCGACGACUUCAUAUUCGCAUUCUUCUCACUGGAAAUGAUCGUGAAAAUGAUCGCGAUGGGCGCAUACGGUCCCAGCACAUAUCUCGCAGACUCCUGGAACAGAUUGGAUUUCUUCAUCGUUAUCGCUGGUGCUCUGGAGUACUGUCUGAAUGUGGAGAACAUAAAUUUCUCCGCCAUACGUACGAUACGAGUGCUGAGACCACUCAGAGCCAUCAACCGAAUUCCAAGUAUGCGCAUACUGGUCAUGUUACUAUUGGACACUUUGCCGAUGUUGGGAAAUGUGCUGCUGCUGUGUUUUUUCGUGUUCUUCAUAUUUGGGAUCAUAGGUGUGCAACUCUGGGAAGGUAUACUUCGGCAAAGGUGUUUCCUGAAACCGCUACCAAAUGUCACUUAUCCAAAGAUGUUGCCGGCGUACUAUACGUUGAACGAUGAGGAAAAAGAUUACAUCUGUUCGCAGAACGACGCCAACGGCAUGCACUCGUGUUUCGACUUGCCACCCACGCGCGGUCACGACGCGUUGAUAUGCAACGCCACCGCCAACAUGGCACUGGUCAACGGGUCGUGCGUGAACUGGAACCAUUACUAUACGGAGUGCAAAUCACAGGGUGAGAACCCGUUCCAAGGGACCAUAUCGUUCGACAACAUUGGCCUGGCUUGGGUGGCCAUAUUCGUUGUUAUCAGCUUAGAAGGAUGGGUAGACAUAAUGUACUACGUGCAAGAUGCUCAUUCGUUCUGGGACUGGAUUUACUUUGUGCUGCUCAUCGUGGUACGUCGCUCAUCUGUGGAGGCGAGGCAAACGGAAACUGAUCAAAAAAUAUCGAGUGUGGAUGCUGCGGCGUCAAACGGAACGAGAGGAGAAAGCACAGCAACGAAGCGCCACCACCGUCGCACUUCUAUCACUCAACACCAACAACGACAAAAACGUUAAUUUUAUAGAAACAAAUGACAACAAACAUGGAAAUGGUGAUGAUGAGUCAUUUCAACCCAUGCUCCGGUUCAUGGAUAAUACUCAAAUCGAUUCUAGCGGCAACCUUCUAAGCCCCGGGUCGACGUCCAGCAACGGCGGCAUCGUGUCGAGGAGACGGAGCGUCGUUGUGGCUUUCAGCGACGAACUAAUUACCAGGAGUGGUCCUACUUCUACCGCUACCGCUGCUGCUGCCGCAGCCGCAGCCGCCGCCGCAGCCGCCGCCGCUUCUUCGGCUACGACCACUUGCUCCGCCGCCGCCAUCGUCACGACGUUCACCGCGGCCGGCGGUGCAGGCAUGGCCACAACGACCACGUGUUACGUUCGCUCGGCCGAGAAGACGACGCAGACGGCCGAAGGGACCACGCCGAAUGUCGUCAACCUGUGCGCGUCGACCGGUCCCGCCCUCGUACCGAAUAAUGCGACCUCGGUUCCGGUCGACCAGGAAAUCACAUGCCAGGAACUGUUGGCCCUUAGCGGCGCCUUGUCCGCGGCCCUGCCCACCGGUCAAUCGGCCCUGACAUCGUUGCUGAAGGCGCUCAGCAAGACUGGUGGAGGAGCGUCCGUUGCGACUAUCGUACAGAACGUCAACCGCAACACGGCCAACAUAAACAACAACAAUACCGGCAGGACGAAACGUCACGCGCUGAUGGACCGACAGUCUGAUGGAGAGCUGAUGAUGGACGACGAAGACGACCGAUCGGAGGGUAAAAACAAAGCAUGCCUCGCCGACGCGAUGGGUUGCCUGCAGAUUUAUUGUCUGGUGGGCUGUUCCCUGUUGAGAGAGUGUAUUAAGCUCCUCGUCAACCAUAGACGGUUCCAGCAGUGCAUUUUGCUUGCAAUACUUAUCAACACGCUCAGCAUGGGCAUAGAGUACCACAAUCAGCCCAUGGAGCUAACCGUGAUCGUCGAGUACAGUAAUAUUGUUUUUUCCGCGAUAUUCGCCGCAGAGAUGUUUUUGAAGGUAAUCGCAGAGGGACCUUGUGGAUAUAUCAGUAAUGGAUUCAACGUAUUUGACGGAAUAAUUGUCAUAUUAAGCAUUGUGGAACUAACACAAUCGUUCGAGAAUACGAGCGGUCAAAGAGAAGGAAACUCAGGACUCAGUGUGCUGAGAACAUUCCGGCUAUUACGGAUAUUGAAACUCGUUCGAUUCAUGCCGAAUCUACGCCGUCAACUGUUCGUCAUGCUCCGCACUAUGGACAACGUCGCGGUGUUUUUUUCACUUCUAAUUUUGUUUAUCUUCAUAUUCAGUAUACUGGGCAUGAACUUAUUCGGAUGUAAAUUCUGUAGCCGAAAGAAUGAUGGAACAGAGAAUGAUGUCGCGUGCGACAGAAAGAAUUUUGACUCAUUGUUAUGGGCGUUAGUCACUGUAUUUCAGAUUCUUACGCAAGAAGACUGGAACAUUGUGUUGUUCAAUGGAAUGGAAAAGACGAGCCAUUGGGCCGCUCUUUAUUUCGUGACGCUGAUGACAUUUGGCAAUUAUGUGUUGUUUAAUUUGCUGGUGGCAAUUUUGGUUGAAGGAUUUUCCUCAGAGCGCAACGAACGGCGAGAAAGAGAACGACGGGAGCUCGAGAGGCAGCAGCAGUCGUCGUGGUGCAAAUGCGUGUGUUCGUGUUAUGGCGACGACAAAGGAAAUUGCGAAUUCUGUUCCGAGAGGAAAAGCCUAAACGGAAAAUCAUGUUCCGAGUUAAAAAUGGAAAACCAAAGCAGAGACGCGAUAUCGAACAAAUGCAACACGCACAAAGUUGCGGACACGACGAUGGCAAUCGUCCCGCCGAUAAUCACCCACACGGCGGCUACACCACAAGAUUCGCCGAACGCCAUGUACGAGACGAGGGAUUUCCGACGGUUGCAAUCUCUCACUCCGUACACGUUUUUGCCGUUGGACAGAAACGGUAGCGGAUUUUCAAUUGAUUCGAUCGACUGUUCAGUGCGUUCGUCAACAAAUAGUUUGCAAAGCGUUUCCAAGCUUCCUAAAAUCAACAGCAGAACCCCUCAGAUAUCCAGUCCUCAAAAACUAGUAUCAAAUCCAAGUUUUGAAACAAUACCUGAAGAUGUCACUUAUAGCGGUGAAAACGGUGAAAAACUUCAAAGGCGAUAUUCGUGGAAAAUUUCGAGACCCUCGUCAAGGCGAAAGUCAAAGUUUAGUAAUGCGGAUGGCAAUGAUGACGACCAAGGGGCUCUGGUUUGGAACAACAAUGGUCAUUUAGGAAACGCUGCCGGCAGCGUGCCGCCGGACCAUUCUCAGUGCAACGGCGGCGUUUCCAUAAGUCCAUCGUUGAAUUACCGCGCGACCAACAAUGUAUUGGCCGAGUACAACGGUGUUGAGAGAUCUCCGUCGGCCGUACAGCAGAACAACACGGGGAACUACGGAGUCACGCCGUCGACCGGUUGUCAGUACAAUUGCUGUCAGCCAUGCGAGUCCGAGGCAUGCGUCGGGGCCGCGGAGGAAAAGACUUCCGAGCCGUGUUGCGACUGCGACCUGGACUCCGGCACGACCAAGGCGCACGUGCGCAAGGUUUUCUAUUUCUUCGAGGAGAAGGGUUGGCUCAAAGACCGGGCCGAGUACUCGCUGUACAUAUUUCCGCUGGAACACGGUUUCAGACAAUCGUGCGGAAAGUUCAUCAAACAAAAAUGGUUCGACAACUUGGUGCUCAUGUUCAUAGCGCUCAACUGCAUCACGCUGGCCAUGGAGAGACCUAACAUCCCGCCAGACAGCACUGAGAGAGUGUUUUUGGGAACGGCCAAUUACGUCUUCACCGUGGUGUUCGCGCUCGAGAUGUUUGUCAAAGUCGUCGCCGCCGGCAUGUUCUACGGCACCGAACCAUACUUCAAGUCCGGCUGGAACAUUAUGGACGGAUUGCUGGUGGUCGUGUCCAUUAUAGAUCUGCUCAUGUCGUUGAUCUCCGAGAGUAGCCCAAAAAUAUUCGGAAUACUAAGGGUUUUCAGACUGCUCAGAUCGCUGAGGCCGUUGAGAGUGAUCAACCGAGCCCCGGGUUUGAAACUGGUCGUGCAGACGUUGCUGUCGUCGCUGCGGCCCAUAGGCAACAUCGUACUGAUAUGUUGCACGUUUUUCAUUAUUUUUGGUAUUUUAGGUGUUCAACUUUUCAAAGGUACGUUUUUCCACUGCGAGGGUCCCAAUAUCAAACACGUGCGCGACAAAAAGGAAUGCCUGGCCGACAAGAAGAACGCAUGGGUCAACCAGAAGUACAAUUUCGAUGAUCUGGGUAAAGCAUUGAUGUCUUUGUUCGUGCUAUCGUCAAGGGACGGGUGGGUGAAUAUCAUGUACACGGGGCUCGACGCCGUGGGAGUUGAUCAACAGCCCAUAGAGAACUACUCUGAAUGGCGGCUGUUGUACUUCAUAUCGUUCAUACUGCUAGUCGGUUUUUUCGUACUCAACAUGUUCGUCGGCGUAGUGGUGGAAAACUUUCAUCGGUGCCGGGAAGAACAAGAAAAAGAAGAGCGCGUCCGACGGCUGGCUAAAAGGGCCAAGCAGAUGGAAAAAAAACGAAGAAAAAUGCACGAGCCGCCGUACUACAGGGACUACAGCAGUGCCAGGUUAUUGGUGCACAGUGUGGUCACGUCCAAGUAUUUCGACUUGGCGAUCGCCGCCGUCAUUGGUCUCAAUGUGGUCACGAUGGCACUGGAAUUCUACAUGAUGCCCAAAGCGUUGACGUACGCGUUGAAAAUUUUCAAUUAUUUUUUCACCGCCGUGUUCAUAUUGGAGUGCGUGAUGAAAAUGUUGGCUCUAGGUAUUCAACUCUACGUAAAGGAUAAAUGGAACUUGCUGGACAUCGGCAUCGUUAUACUGUCCAUAGUGGGUAUCACGUUGGAAGAAGUCGAAUCGAAAAUCAUACCGAUAAAUCCGACCAUCAUCCGGGUGAUGAGGGUCAUGCGGAUAGCUAGGGUUUUAAAGUUACUCAAAAUGGCCAAGGGAAUAAGAGCUCUUCUGGACACCGUGAUGCAAGCGUUGCCUCAAGUAGGAAACUUAGGGCUUCUAUUUUUCCUAUUGUUCUUCAUAUUCGCAGCGCUGGGAGUAGAACUAUUCGGAAGACUUGAGUGCAGUGACGAACACACUUGUCAAGGGCUGGGCGAACACGCUCACUUCGGCAACUUCGGUAUGGCAUUCCUUACGCUCUUCCGGGUGGCUACUGGUGACAAUUGGAACGGCAUCAUGAAGGACGCCCUUCGCGAGGACUGCGAUGACGCGGCAGAUUGCGUGAAAAACUGUUGCGUUGCCUCCGGCAUUGCUCCGAUGUUUUUCGUCAUAUUCGUGUUGAUGGCCCAAUUCGUGUUGGUCAACGUGGUAGUCGCGGUGCUCAUGAAACACCUCGAAGAAUCCCACAAACAGAUGGAAGACGAGAUGGACAUGGAAGAUCAGCUGGAGAGGGAAAUGGCCGCGGAGGAAGAAGAACAAUUGGUUCAGAUGGCGCUCGACCACGAGUACGCGAAUCAAAAUCCACUGUGCAAAGAGUUUUCGUUGCCCGCCGACUUUACGUUCAAAAGUCUACCACCUUCGCCUCUAUAUCAAAGUCAAGGGCGACGGUUUUCCUUCAACUCGUGGAGCGGUCGGCCCACGGAAACGACGGUUGUGCCGUCGCAGAGGAGACGUCAGACCGUCCAGGAGUCGAACAUUCUCGUCCCUCCGACGCUGAUGCCCACUUUCAUGAUACCGCAUUUCGAGCCUAGAACCCGCAAGUUAUCGGUCACCCGGCGGGACAGCGUGCGGAGCUCUGGUUCGCAGAGACCUGUGACGGACAUCGUCUCGGACGCGGGUCAACAGCAGCAGCAGUCGUCGUCUUCGCACCAGCACCAGCAGCAGCCGAUCAGAUGCGAUCCGGACGCGGCGGUCGGUUCGUCGUCGGCCGGCACGAGCGGUCAACCGGUCAGAAACGGAUGCGGCUCGCUGCUGACCGUGUCCGCGGCCAACCCGAACGCGCUGGCCCCGCCGCCGCCGUCACCAUCGACGAACACCGCCUCGUUGUCCCGGUCGUACGUGACGCUGGCCAUACCGGAAGAGGAGUGCGCGGCCGACGUGCCGCUGCUCAGGUCGCGGUUCCCGGUCGGACGGCCCGAGGACGCGAUCCAGUCCGGAUGCGGCGCUAGCAACACGCUGGACGUGCGGAUCGACAAGAGGAAGACGAUAGCCGACGAGAGCCUGUUCGCGACGCGAUAACCGUAGUCGCCCAUCGCCCGUCGAUCGUUACCGUAACGAUUAUUAUUAUUAUUAUUAUGAGUAUUGUUGUUUUUGUUGUUGUUGUUAAUAUUGUUGUUGUUUUUUUUUUUUUUUUUAUGCUGUUGUUGUUGCGAUAUUCGCACCGCGUCCCUUUCGCGCGACACCCGUCGUCCACGUCAGCGUCGAUAAUAUCCCUUUGCAUCCAGCCCAUCGAAAUUUCAGAUGUUCGCGGAUGAAUCACGGGUUCUCCCUUCGUUCCGUCGUACGUUCGCCUCGAAUUCCGUACCGCUUGUGAAACCCUAAUAAUUUUAUAACGUUCGUCGGGCUCGUGAUGGCUUUCGAAAACAUCGACCAUAGCAGAUAACUCCUUUCCGUAACGAGGUCAACGGAUCGUGGGUAUCUAGGGGUUACUACUAAAUGGUUAAGCUGCACAAGUCAACCAGUCUACUUAACUGAAUAAAGCGGUGCCUGAUAAGAAUUUCUAUGUUUGAGGUGAGAGCACCCUAAGAGUACGACCACUGUCGUAUUGAAACAGAUACCUGUUCCGUCGUGGGCACCUGUUCAAGCUUUGAUACGAUCCGUUUCUUUUUCCUGGUGAUAUUUCGUACCCUUGGUUUGUGAGGGUUUUUCUCACUCUACGACACUAUAUCUAGCAAUCAAAAUCUUUCAGCGGUGACGUAAUCGUAACAAAUUAUGCGUAGUCCAUUCGGUUGUUAGCACAAGGUCGAGUUACGCGACUAUUUUUCCGAAACCAAUCCUCCUUUUCCCAACUCGACCUUCUUCCUCCGGCUAUCCUAUACGAAUUCGAAAAACUACUGAAACUCGCCAACAAACUCGGUCGAAUCUCUUACUUGAUUUAUGAAUACCAACGUUUGUGAUAUACUGUUUUACUUCAUCUAUAGUCACGCAUACAUUCAGAUCUCCGGUCGAGCGUCAAAUACAGAUUUUUCGUCCCCUCCCAUACCCGCGAACCUGAAAAUUAUUACAAUUAAAUCCAUUCAACUAUAACGCUUUUAAAAGUAUACAUCAAAAGCGUGUGAUAAUGUAUAGUGAAUGUAUUGAACGAUUAAUGAUAUUGUUUGCGAAUUCGGCCUUGGAGUAGGUCGAAGUAGGUAAUCUCACAUGUUUCGACGCAGGUACAGUCAUCGUACCGAUAUAUUAGUGUACACUAAUGUAUUACGAAAUCUUAUAGUUUCGAUUUACAUACGCCUUGUAAAUUAAUUGUAUGUUCAAUAUCUGAUGAACAUACAUAAAUGAACAAUAUCUGAUCCGAGCCUAUGAACGUACGACGUACGUAUUUGGCAUUCGUUUACGGUUGCGCAAGUGAGCCCGUAUUCGCGGCGCCCGUGAUUUAUUUUAUUACCCGCGGUAGUAAAUGAAUUUCUACCAAUGAUCGACCGCAAUCAGCGUAUUUACUGUAAAUUUCGUUGUAGGUCGUAAUAUGUUGAUUUUACGUGUGGUCAAAAAAUAUGAAAUCACCUCGCCGCGACCCGAGGUAUAUUUCGCCGUGUGCGUGUGUUUGUACAUUAAACUAGUCUUAAAUGUUUAAAUGCGUGGGAGCAACGUAUAAAUAUCUUAACAUAUCGAUAAACGUUUUCAUCAAUUUACGUGACGCCCGAACUCGCAACACGGUUUUUUAUUGUAAUUCGACAUUUGUAAAUAAUUCUCUUCUGAACACAAUUCACUCGUUUGAUUUAUUUAUUUUUUUUACGACAAGACAAUAAUAUAAUAGGUUGGUUUUUUGAAACCACAUGUGAAUGUAAUGCGAUCAUCAAUAUAUAGAAUCCAUAGAUGUCCCGAAAUCUACAGUUCGAACACCAUUUUAAACUAUUUUUGAAUACCGGUAAAAUAAUAUAACAAUAAUAUUUAACGCCACUUCCUCGACUUGCACCAACGGACACGUUUGUGGUUAGAAAUCAAAAAAUCUGCACUAUAUUAUUAAUCAGUCGGUACGAAACUAUCAAUUCACUGUUAAUAUUUUCUAUCUAUAUGUUCUAUACGUGUAUCUAAUUAUUAAGUUGAAAAUAUAAUAAAUAUACACUUGUUUGAGAAUAGGUACAAAAAGAUAACAUUUAUAACAUUUAUUGUGUCAUAAUAUGUACAAAGUGAGAAAGUUCGAAAAACUAUGAAAUUCUUAACAACUACCUGUUUAGUCUGUUUAUGUUUACUUUGUAACAUAUUAUCUUAAUAUUAAGCUUUUUUCUAAACAAUUUUCGAAAAUCGUUAAAUAUUGAUAUUAGUGUUAAUCGCUUAACUGAUGUUAAAUAAAAAUAAAGUUGUUGUAUGUCUUAAAAUAGUAGUACUUAAGUCGAAAAAUCUAAAAACCAUUAACUACAAUAUUAACAUGUAGAUUACAAUAUGUGAUUCAUAUCAUUUCAACAACAACAAUUUUUAAAGAAGAAUUUUAGUUCCUAUACCGUGGAUUUAGAACCAAAUAUAUUUCUUUUUUAGUUUAAAAUAAUUAUUUUAAGACUUUCAUUAAAUAAAACUCAAU
Molecule: messenger RNA, 9606 nt
Organism: Sipha flava (yellow sugarcane aphid)
Lineage: Eukaryota; Metazoa; Arthropoda; Insecta; Hemiptera; Aphididae
Product: voltage-dependent T-type calcium channel subunit alpha-1H-like
Biological process (GO): calcium ion transmembrane transport; membrane depolarization during action potential; sodium ion transmembrane transport
Cellular component (GO): neuron projection; voltage-gated calcium channel complex; voltage-gated sodium channel complex
Molecular function (GO): voltage-gated sodium channel activity; low voltage-gated calcium channel activity
Source: RefSeq, a predicted model, not a curated record